Molecule: messenger RNA, 2266 nt
Organism: Anoplopoma fimbria (sablefish)
Lineage: Eukaryota; Metazoa; Chordata; Actinopteri; Perciformes; Anoplopomatidae
Gene: cwf19l1
Product: CWF19 like cell cycle control factor 1
Biological process (GO): mRNA splicing, via spliceosome
Cellular component (GO): post-mRNA release spliceosomal complex
Molecular function (GO): RNA lariat debranching enzyme activator activity
Source: RefSeq, a predicted model, not a curated record
GGACCAAGCUGCAGAAAUCCAAACACAUUUCAACACUGACUGAGAAUAUUGAGACAAAGCAUGGCGGACAAACCAGUGAGGGUCUUGGCGUGUGGAGACGUUGGAGGCCGGCUGAACGCUCUGUUCAACAGAGUCCAGACCAUCCAGAAGAAGACGGGCCAGUUUGAUCUCUUGCUGUGUGUCGGGGAGUUUUUCGGGACGACGCCGGAGGCCGAAGCCGAGUGGCAGCAGUACAAAACCGGAGCCAAGAAAGCUCCCAUCCACACGUACAUCCUCGGAGCAGCGAGUCAGGAGACGGUGAAGAGUUUCCCCGGAGCCGACGGCUGCGAGCUGGCCGACAACAUCACGUAUCUGGGUCGGCGUGGUGUGUUCACGGGCGUGUCCGGACUACAGAUCGCCUACGUCAGCGGUCGGGAGGCGCAGCAGGAACCGGCCCCGGCUCACUGCUUCACCUCCAAAGACCUGUCGGCCCUCGUGGCCCCGCUGACCGGCAGCUCCAAGUUCAGAGGAGUCGACGUCCUGCUGACGUCACAGUGGCCCCGAGGAGUGUGGCAGUACGGGAACCCCCCGGAGGUGAACACUAAGUUUUGUGGCAGCGGCUCCGUGGCCGACCUCGCCGACCACCUGAAGCCGAGAUACCACUUUGCUGCUCUAGAGGGCGCUCACUACGAGAGACUCCCGUACAGGAAUCAUGUGAUUCUCCAGGAAAACGCUCAACACGUCAGCCGCUUCAUCGCCCUGGCAACCGUCAACAACCCCGCCAAGAAGAAGUAUUUGUACGCCUUCAACAUCGUCCCCAUGAAGUCCAUGGAUCCGUCAGAGUUGGUGAAGCAGCCUCAGGACGUGACGGAGAACCCCUACAGACGCUCCGCCAAAGACAAGAACAAACCCAAGACGGACUUCAGCACCACACAGGAGGAGGAGCCGGCCCAUCAGUUCUUCUUCGACCUGAGUAAGAAGCAGGGGGGGUUCCGAGGCCGCGGCAGGAAGAGACAUCCUGACGGAGACGGAGACGGACGAGGACGAGAUCAUCAGCCGCAUGACGGAGGAGACGGGCACAAACAGCCCCGCAGACCACACCCUCAGCCGACCGGUCCGUGCUGGUUCUGUCUGGCGAGUCCUCAGGUGGAGAAGCACCUCGUCAUCAGCAUAGGAGAACACUGUUACCUGGCUCUGGCCAAAGGCAGCCUGACGCCUCAGCACAUGCUGAUCCUCCCCAUCGGUCACUACCAGUCGGUGGUGGAGCUGAGCUCUGAGGUUCUGGAGGAGAUGGAGAAGUACAAGACGGCCCUGAAGAGCUUCUACAAGAGCCGAGGAGAGCGCUGUGUGCUGUUUGAGAGGAACUACAGGAGCCAACACCUGCAGCUGCAGGUCGUCCCGGUGCCGCUGGACCGCUGCACCACCGAGGACAUCAAGGAGGCGUUCAUGGUCCAGGCUCAGGAACAACAGAUGGAGAUGAUGGAGAUCCCUGAACACACCGACCUCAAACAGAUUGCUCCUCCUGGGACACCGUACUUCUACGUGGAGCUGGACACGGGGGAGAAACUCUACUACCGCAUCCAGAAACACUUCCCUCUGCAGUUUGGAAGGGUGGUUCUGGCCAGCGAGGCUCUGCUGAACAUCCCGACUCGGGCCGACUGGAAGGAGUGUAAACAGAGCCGGGAGGAGGAGGAGGACAGCUGCAAGAAGCUCAGAGACGACUUCCAGCCGUACGACUUCGCCUGGGAGGACUAACACACACACACACACACACACACACACACACACACACACACACACACACACACACACACUUUCUACAGAAUUUCCUACUUUUUAUAUUUUGAAAGAAAAGAAAGGUGGAAGGUGGAGAUGGAUGAGAAGAAAGACACCACUAUCAUUUUUCUGUACAGCAAAUGGGAAGCUACCAGCAGCAGCUUAGCUUAGCAUAAAGACUGUAAACGGGUGGAAACAGCUAGCCUGGCUCUGUCCAAAGUAGCAAAAUCCACCUGCUUUGUUGCCUUUUAACAGAGCCAGGCUAGCUGUUCCCACCUGUUUACAGUCUUUAUGCUAAGCUACGCUAACCAGCUCCAGCUAUGUGUUUACAAGGCUGUUCUUUUUUAUCCCUCCAAGAGUGUUGUUCCUUCUAGUCCCGCCCCUCUGUGCUGUGAUUGGCUGAUUAUGUGACAGUAGCCAUGUGCAUUAUGUGGAUGAAAACAUUUAAGUUUGUAUUUUGUAAAAGAUUUACAAUUAAACUCUUAUUUUGGGUUUUUCUUGUGUGAUGUUA